CUUGAAACCAGUUGACAAACAGGGCGUGAUUCUUGACCUAAUCCUCAUUUCUCCAGAAUAGUCCAGAAUCGUAGAGAGGUUCCUGGAAGGAUGGUUUAGAAAUUUGAUUUGAUAAGAGAACAGCCUUUGCUUCAGUAUAUAUAUACGGUGGUCAGGCGUCUGGCAAAGAGCUUCACAUCACUUUGUUGGAUCGACUCUGCAUCUUCUCAUCUGUAAUGGCCAAAGACGGACCCGAUUGGGAUGGAUUACUCAAAUGGAGCCUCGCUCAUUCCGAUGGAACUCGUCCUCCUCGUAACCUAAGUGAGGAGGAGCGAAAAUGGUUUAUGGAAGCUAUGCAAGCCCAGAGUGUUGAUGUUGUUAAGCGAAUGAAAGAAAUCACCCUUGUUAUGCAAACUCCAGAGCAAGUUUUGGAGGCUCAAGGAGUUACUUCUGCAGAUAUUGAAGAUAUGUUAGAUGAGUUACAAGAGCAUGUGGAGUCUAUUGACAUGGCUAAUGAUCUGCACUCUAUUGGUGGUUUGGUUCCUCUCCUGGGUUACCUGAAGAACUCUCAUUCUGGCAUUCGAGCAAAGGCUGCAGAGGUUAUAACAACCAUUGUCCAGAACAACCCAAGGAGUCAACAGCUGGUAAUGGAAGCAAAUGGCUUUGAGCCUCUCCUCUUUAACUUCACUUCAGACCCUGAUAUAACUGUUCGAACUAAAGCACUUGGUGCAAUAGCUUCUUUAAUUCGUCACAACAAGCCAGGCAUUGCUGCUUUUCGACUCGCAAAUGGUUAUGCGGCUUUGAGAGAUGCUUUGGGUUCUGAGAGUGUGAGAUUCCAAAGGAAAGCCUUGAAUUUGAUCCAUUACCUACUACAUGAGAAUAGUUCGGACUGCAAUGUAGUAAGUGAGCUGGGAUUCCCUCGCAUAAUGAUGCAUCUUGCAUCCAGUGAUGAUUCCGAGGUACGAGAAGCUGCCCUUCGAGGCCUUCUUGAGCUUGCUCAAGACAAGACAAGUGGAGGCAGUGAUGGUUUAGGCGAAGAAGAUGAGAAAUUGAAGCAACUUCUUCAAGAAAGGAUUAAAGGUAUCAGCUUAAUGUCACCUGAGGAUCUUGGGGCUGCUAGGGAAGAGAGACACCUUGUGGACUCGCUCUGGAAUGCCUGCUACAAUGAGCCAUCUUCUCUUCGUGGGGAGGGGCUUGUUGUUCUUCCUGGGGAUGAUGCACCCCCGCCUGAUGUUGCCAGCAAGCAUUUUGAACCUCCUCUUAGAGCUUGGGCUGCAAACCAAGAAGCUAAUAGAGCUCCUGGUACUGAAAAGAAGGAAGCCGCUCCUCUCCUGUUGGGAUUUAGCCCUCAACAGCCUGAAACACCUCAUGUCCAAAGCAGUUCAAGUGGAGGUGAGGAUGCUGGACAGAGGAGUACUCCAAGGUGAACCUGUAACACAGUGCUGACAGUUUUAAAGGUGUUGCAAGGAAUUUCUCCUAUUUUCAGCAUGUCGUAUAUUUCUGAAUUGUCUGAUGCAUUUUUAGUUUUAUUGUGUUUGCCAUCUCAUUUUAGUAAAAUUAGAUGGUGUGCGCUUGAGAUUUUGCAAUAGGUUGUCUUAAGAAGAGGGGAAUUUCUAUAUUUUAUGUAUGAAAUGGCAGGGAUUCCAGAAUUUUAAUGAUGUAAAA
Vitis riparia (riverbank grape) is the source of this 1644-nucleotide messenger RNA. RefSeq names its product hsp70-binding protein 1. NCBI's taxonomy places the organism in Eukaryota, Viridiplantae, Streptophyta, Magnoliopsida, Vitales, Vitaceae. The transcript has 6 exons. The record is from RefSeq and is a predicted model, not a curated record. The coding region runs from base 216 to 1406 and encodes 396 amino acids.